Messenger RNA from Sorghum bicolor (sorghum), 1982 nucleotides. Its product is annotated as spermine synthase. The record is from RefSeq and is a predicted model, not a curated record. Lineage: Eukaryota; Viridiplantae; Streptophyta; Magnoliopsida; Poales; Poaceae. Gene Ontology annotation, biological process: spermidine biosynthetic process. Gene Ontology annotation, molecular function: spermidine synthase activity. Gene Ontology annotation, cellular component: cytosol. The transcript is spliced from 11 exons. Bases 449 to 1630 code for a protein of 393 amino acids.
AUGAAUUAUUUCUGUUAGCGUUGCGUCGGUAUUGGUUCCGUGCUUCCUCGAAUCGAAUAGGUGCGGCGAUUCCUCACCGCAUUGUUCGUUCCUGCGAUUUGUGGAGAUUCGUUGUACAGAAGGCAAAAAGAUAGGCAUCUCUAGACUAGUUGAUUGGGUUAAUCAUGACUUAUAUGAUGCUGUAAUCUAGCCACGUCUGUGUAGCCAGCACCAGCAAAGAUAAAGUAAAGUUGGCGUGGUGUGGUGUGGCUAGUAGUUGCCCACACCGUCUGUACCCAUCUUCAAGGCUCACGUUUCCUGUAACCUGCAGCCUGUUCUGUUCGGCGUCCCAUGCUGGCACCGAUGAUGCUCGUUGAUUUGUGCCUGUGAUCGCUAGCUUGCUGCUUAGCCUUGGUGCUGUUUGUUGCUUUGAUCCAGAGGCUGGGAACUCCAAAGAGGAACAGGGUCCAUGGAGGCUGGAGGCGCAGGAAAUGGUUUGAAUGGGGCGGUGCAGACAAAGGGGAGUGGGGGUGAUGGCUCUGCCAAGCCGCUGCCCCCUUGCUGUGUCAAGGCGAGAGCCGCCGCGCCCGAGUCUGAGGCCAAGUGCCAUGCUACUGUCGUUUCAGGAUGGUUCACUGAACCGCGAUCACGAUGUGGUAAAGCCAGCAAAGUUCAAUAUUACAAUAACCCGAUGUGGCCAGGAGAGGCCCAUUCUUUGAAGGUGGAGAAGAUCUUGUACCAGGGGAAAUCUCCAUACCAAGAAGUCCUAGUUUUUGAGUCGUCAACCUAUGGGAAAGUCCUUGUGCUUGAUGGUAUUGUUCAGUUGACUGACAAGGAUGAAUGUGCAUACCAGGAAAUGAUUACUCACCUACCACUCUGUUCAAUUCCAUCCCCUAAAAAAGUUUUGGUUAUUGGUGGUGGUGAUGGAGGUGUACUUCGAGAGAUAUCCAGACAUAGUUCAGUGGAGUCUAUUGACAUAUGUGAGAUUGAUCAGCUAGUUAUUGAUGUUUGCAAAGAUCUUUUCCCACACUUGUCUGUUGGAUUUGAAGAUCCUCGUGUUCAACUUCAUGUUGGUGAUGCUGUGGAAUUCUUGAGAAAUGCUCCUGAAGGGACAUAUGAUGCCAUCAUUGUUGAUUCAUCAGACCCAAUAGGGCCUGCUCAGGAACUUGUGGAGAAGCCUUUUUUUGAGACAAUUGCUAGAGCUUUGAGGCCUGGUGGCGUUCUUUGUAAUCAAGCUGAGAGUAUGUGGUUACAUACACAUUUGAUUCAGGAUAUGCUUUCAAUUUGUCGUGAAACUUUCAAGGGUUCUGUACGCUAUGCAUGGACUAGUGUCCCAACUUACCCGAGUGGGGUGAUUGGGUUUUUACUAUGUGCCAAAGAAGGUCCAUCGGUCAACUUUCUGACUCCUAUAAAUCCAAUUGAAAAGGUGGAAGGAGCUACAAAAGCUGGAAGGGAGAUCAGAUUUUAUAAUUCGGAGAUGCAUAGGGCAGCAUUUGUUCUUCCAGCCUUUGCAAAGAGAGAGCUAGAAGCAUAUUUUGCUUCCACUGAAACAAAUUUGUGCACCAUGUCACAGGAGCAGGCAGAGGAAACAGCGGCGACACGACUGAAGUUAACUCUUGCAUCGAAGAGUGAAAUUCUCACUGCGUCCUAGACCGGGACUCAGUGAGCUACCACAAGAUAUCAAGAAUCCAUUCCUUCCUGGCACCCUACCUCCAGUAUCGCCAUUGGAUAGUCUUGUAGUAUCACAUGUUAUAAGCAUCAGCAUUGAGGGUGUGGCAUCGCGAUUUGACGCAUUAUGAGGCAUCAUGUGUCAAUAAUUUAUUCACCAGACAGUGACAUGAGGUUGGCAUGCUAAGGAAAAGACGAGCUGACAGGAAUGUAUGAUAUGAGUGUGUGACGUGAUGAGCAUUCCACGUGCAUUUAACUUUUAGAAUUUUGGUGGUGUGUUGCGCCGGUAUGUGGUGGUCAUUUCUCACCCCCCCCAACAACUUUUUUAUAUACUA